UAUCACAAAUUUUUGAAUUCGCAUCUCUCUCUCUCUUCUUUGGUGGAGAAAUUGAGAUCAUUCGCACCGCCGUUGCAGACUUGAUGAGUGAGAGAAAGCUUCAGUAAUCUAAUCGCAUCGCUUUUAUAUACUCUCAAACCCUAGCCAAAGAGGAUCCUUCCUUCCAGAUUUCCGAUCUACCGAUCAAUCUAGGUGAUGGCGAACAACGACUCCUCCUCCUCCGCCGACGCUCUCGUCUCUAAGGAGAACGCAAUGCCGGUUAAUUCCAGGCUUACGGAACUAAAUGAAUCGAGAGAUGAGCUUCUUACUAGAAUUCAAGGGCUGAAGCAUGAUCUGCAAAAUUGGAGAUCUAAAUUAGAUUCUCAAGUCAAGACUCACAGAGAGGAGCUCUCGGAAUUGAAGAAAUCACUGAAUCACGAAGUGGAGGAACUUCGUUUGGAAUUUCAAGGACUAAAGACCACACUCGAGCAGCAGCAUGAGGAUGUUGCCAACAGUUUGAAGAGUUUGGGGUUGGAGGACAGUGCUUAUGUUGCUUCUUCACCCGAAGAUCCUAAGCUUGAAGAAGAAAAAGAAGGUGCUAACGAAGAUGAUGAAGUUAGUAAAGAAACUGAAAACUAGAUAUGGGAGAGUGUUUUUGCUAUAUGUUGUAAUGGCACAAUUAUGUUGGUUAUUAGAGUGACAUUUCCUCGGUCUUUAACUACCAUGUAUGAUGAUCAACUCUUCCUUAGUUUUGUUAUGAACCAAUUGAAUUGGCCUCUACAUUCCAAAUACUUGUUGUUCCCAUUACUUGUGUCUUUGAUCUUUGGUUAUAGGUGAAUGAAUUGGUGUUUGCAUUAGAAU
Impatiens glandulifera is the source of this 840-nucleotide messenger RNA. RefSeq lists its product as uncharacterized. The transcript has 7 exons. The coding region runs from base 196 to 618 and encodes 140 amino acids. Lineage: Eukaryota; Viridiplantae; Streptophyta; Magnoliopsida; Ericales; Balsaminaceae. The record is from RefSeq and is a predicted model, not a curated record.